This is a messenger RNA of Aedes aegypti (yellow fever mosquito), 2006 nucleotides long. Its product is annotated as maltase 1. Bases 142 to 1971 code for a protein of 609 amino acids. Gene Ontology annotation, biological process: carbohydrate metabolic process. The record is from RefSeq and is a predicted model, not a curated record. Lineage: Eukaryota; Metazoa; Arthropoda; Insecta; Diptera; Culicidae. The transcript has 4 exons.
GAUCUAUCGAAGUUUUCUAAUAUCUGUUCUGAGCCUUAAGCUACCAUUGAUUUAAUGAUAGCAAAUUGUAUAAAAUCAAGCUGCAUUUCAGCGAUUGCUGGUUUGUUUUGAUCGAUACAAACUGUGUUGUAUAGCUUCACGAUGACUCGAGUGUGGACUCUGCUGCUACUGUAUCCAGUGUGCACCAUACUCGGACAAAGUCUACGCAGCCUCACGGUGAACGACUGGUGGGAAAAGUCCGGGUUCUAUCAAAUCUAUCCCCGUUCGUUCAAAGAUAGUAACGGUGACGGAAUAGGCGACCUGAACGGAAUCACGCAGAAGCUGCAGUACUUGAAAUCUCUGGGAAUCAAGGCUUUCUGGUUAUCGCCUAUCUACAAGAGCCCUAUGACCGAUUUCGGGUACGAUAUUGCUGACUUUCGCGAUAUUCAACCGGAGUAUGGGACGAUGGAGGAUUUCGAAAAUCUGGUCAAGGAAGCGAAGAGAUUAGAGUUGAAAGUCAUACUGGAUUUUGUGCCCAAUCACUCGAGUGAUGAACACGAGUGGUUCGUGAAGAGUGAGAAUCGUGAAUCAGGAUAUGAUGAUUACUACGUGUGGCACGAUGGAGUCCCUGGAAGAAAUUCAUGUCAGAACGAUCCACCGAAUAAUUGGGUAGAAAACUUCUAUGGGAGUGCUUGGAAAUGGAGUGAAAAGCGUAGACAGUAUUAUUUGCAUCAAUUCCACUAUAAACAGCCAGAUCUCAAUUAUCGAAAUGCUAAAGUCGUUGAAGAGAUGAAGAAUGUCAUGCGUUUCUGGUUAGAUAAAGGUGUGAAUGGGUUUCGUAUAGAUGCUGUGAACUGGUUAUUCGAGGACAGCAGCUUUCGAGAUGAGCCUAUAUCCGGAAACUCCAAAGAUCCAUUUGUAUAUGAGUACUUAGAUCACAUUUACACACAAAAUUUACCAGAAACUACGGAUAUGGUAUAUCAAUGGCGUGUUGUUAUGGACGAAUACAAACUUGAACAUGGUGGUGACACUAGAGUUAUUAUGACGGAAGCCUGGACGGAUCUGUCGACAUUGAAGACCUAUUUUCAAGACGAGAACGGUCGACAAGGUUCACAAAUGCCGUUCAACUUCCAGUUGAUCCUUCGUUUGAAUAAUACUAGCAAUAAAGCAUCAGAUUUCAAAACGGUCAUUGAUUCCUGGCUCGAUACUGUACCCAACGGUCAUGCUCCUAAUUGGGUGCUAGGAAACCACGACCGACGACGGGUCGCAUCACGCAUGGGAGGCGAACAAUGGGUAGACAUUAUGGAAAUGAUUCAACUAUCUAUCCCUGGAGUAUCCGUGACCUAUCAAGGAGAGGAAAUCGGAAUGACAGAUUACGAACUGACAUGGGCCGAAACCGUUGAUCCUGCGGCAUGUCUAAGACCGCAAGAAGUUUUCCAACAGUAUACCAGAGAUCCUGCUCGCACCCCAUUCCAGUGGGACAGUUCAAGUCACGCAGGCUUCACAAACUAUUCCAAACCGUGGCUUCCGGUUUCCACGUCGUACGAAACAGUCAAUGUGGAAGUUGAACAACGUGCCGAAUGGAGCCAUUUGAAGGUGUUCAACGCUUUGAUGCAACUCAGAGAGUCGAAAGAUUUUCAAAAUUGCCACUACACGACGGCCGUUCUAGGGAAUAACGUGUUUGCCAUUUUGAGAUCGGGUCCGGACAUUGGGAAAUCUGAGGUUUUCGUGACGGUUGUGAAUCUAUCGAAUGAAACAUCAACGGCCAAUGUUGUCCAGCUGAUCGAUCAAUACAAAAUGUUGAAAGUGGAUAAGCUAUCAGUGGCGGUUCAGAGCGUUUUAUCCAAGCGUUCAAAAGGGGAUCAACUAAAUGCUAGUGGUAUCGAGUUACAUCCCUAUGAAGGGUUAGUUCUACGCAGUGCUACUUCAACAAUGUUUGCUAGACUUUAUCUGACUAUUACAUUAAUGUUAAUGACGAUAAAAAUAAUGUAAACGUUGAUAUGAUAAACUUGAUUAUAAAUCUUCGA